Molecule: messenger RNA, 1449 nt
Organism: Akanthomyces muscarius
Lineage: Eukaryota; Fungi; Ascomycota; Sordariomycetes; Hypocreales; Cordycipitaceae
Exons: 9
Coding region: 1-1449 (482 amino acids)
Molecular function (GO): flavin adenine dinucleotide binding; sarcosine oxidase activity
Source: RefSeq, a predicted model, not a curated record
AUGAGCGAGACCAUGUCUGUAGCCGUUGUUGGUGCUGGAAUCUUUGGCCUCUCGUUGGCUGUUGCGCUACGCGAAAAGGGCUACAAUGUUACUGUUCUUGAUCGCCACCCCUACGACGAGACCCAGUAUGAUCCUGUAGCCGAUGAAAACGUGCAGGCAGCGUCUGUUGACCAUAACAAAAUUUUUCGUGCUUCAUACGGCACAAAGCUUCAUUACCAACGCCUGGCACUAGAAAGCCGGGAAGAAUGGGUCGCCAUCAACAAGUCCUCCGGGGCCGACCUGUUUGUCCCCAGCGGCAUGCUUCGCGUCCAGCCGUCUGAUGAGCUCGGUGCCCUGGAAAAGGAGACCCUUGCUAACAUGGAACGUGAUGGUAUCCGCGAAACUCAGUUUGUCAAGAGUCUUGUGGAAGACAGAGAGCGCGCCAGGGCUGAAGGCUGGGAUGCCAAGCUUCUAGAGUUUCCUAUUCCGGACAGCAAAGAUGGCCGGACUUACGAAGCAGUCCUUGACUCCCUUGGUGGUUUUAUGCGCUGCUCCAAUGCGUGCUUAUAUUUCCAUCAACUCGCGGUCUCGAAAGGCGUCAAGUUUAUAUUUGGCAAUGAGCAUGGUGCUGUUGAAUCCAUCGUGGAAGAGACGGUCGGCGGCAAGAAGAAGGCUGUCGGAGUCAAGACCAGAGACGGCGCUGUCCACAAAGCAGAUGUAGUGGCCGUUGCAGGUGGCUCCUUUACCACGCAGCUCAUUCCCGACCUGUCGACUCACCUCGAAUCAUCUGGCGGCAGCCUCGCCACUUUUAAGAUUGACAAGGAGAACAAGGACCUUUGGAACAAGUAUUCGCCCGAGACGUUUCCCGUCAUUACCUGGAAGAGCACUCCUCGAAACAAGAUUGGAAAGGACACCGGCAGUGUUUAUGUGCUCCCGAGAACUCCAGAUGGCCUGGUCAAGAUUGGGUUCCGCGGAAUCAAGUUUACCAACUUUCAGCCGGCGCCUGAAGGCGUUCCAUUCACUCAGGAUGGCAAGUGGUCCAUCCCGAUGUCGCCCAGUGACUCGAGUGCUAUUCCCGAGGCCGCCAUAGAUUCGAUCCGACAAUUUGUCAAAAUAUUUCUGCCUGACUUUGACAAAGUCCCGUUUCAUUCGACGAAGCUUUGCUGGUACACUGACUCUCUCGACAAUUCUUUCGUGAUUGACCAUGUCCCGACUUACACGGACAACUCGCUCUUUGUCUGCACUGGCGGCAGCGGCCACGGCGCCAAAUUUCUACCCGUUCUGGGAAAGCACGCUGCGGACAUUCUGCAAAACGGCGACAACGCCACAAGCUUCCUGCGCCCUUUCUGGCGCUGGCGCCCCGACGCCCCACGCCGCAAUGGUCUUGAGGAUGGCCCUCACAGCCAAAGAAACAUUGGCCAGUGCCAAGUAGAAAACGAGUUCCAGAUUCUCGGCUGCACGUACAUCUAG